AUGUUCGACAACACGCAGUACCCCUAUAACUGCUUUAAUUACGAUGGGGAUGAUUAUCCUACCUGUAGUUCUGACGAAGAGAAAAAAUUCACCAGACCAGCGUACAGCUACAUUGCCUUAAUUGCAAUGGCCAUCCAGCAAAGUCCUUCCAAUAAAGUCACCCUCUCUGGCAUUUAUGACUUUAUAAUGAAGAAAUUUCCUUACUACAGAUCAAAUCAAAGAGCCUGGCAGAACUCCAUUCGACAUAACUUAUCGCUUAACAGUUGUUUUGUAAAGGUUCCCAGAACAGAAGGGAAUGAGAAGGGGAAAGGAAACUAUUGGAGCUUUGCAACAGGAUGUGAAUCCAUGCUGGAUCUCUUUGAAAAUGGGAAUUACAGGCGAAGACGGAGGAGGAGGAACGUGAAAAGGGAACAUAAGGAGCAGAGACCGAGCAGAGGGAAAAGUCCUUCAUCCUCCGACAUGUCUUGUAUGGACUCUGCUUUAAACAACAUUUCCCCUUCUGAAAAUAAACACGAAAGAAUUGAAUCGGGCCCGAGACUACUGGAGCCUCGUGGGUUUGCUCCAAACAGCAUGAUCAACAGGCAGAGCCUAAACAACUCUUCCUUAGCAAAAUCGGAUUCUGAAAUUAAAUUCAGCAUCGAUUACAUCCUUUCAGCCCCCGACCCUCUGCCCGUCCUGAGAUCUCAAUAUAAUAUGCAAGAAAAUAAAUAUCAUCUACUGGAGGCCCAGCAAAUUAAUCUCCAGCUCUGGACAAUGUGA
This is a messenger RNA of Tauraco erythrolophus (red-crested turaco), 759 nucleotides long. It is a transcript of the gene FOXL3, whose product is annotated as forkhead box L3. The record is from RefSeq and is a predicted model, not a curated record. Gene Ontology annotation, biological process: cell differentiation; anatomical structure morphogenesis; regulation of transcription by RNA polymerase II. NCBI's taxonomy places the organism in Eukaryota, Metazoa, Chordata, Aves, Musophagiformes, Musophagidae. Gene Ontology annotation, molecular function: DNA-binding transcription factor activity, RNA polymerase II-specific; RNA polymerase II cis-regulatory region sequence-specific DNA binding.